Messenger RNA from Sapajus apella (tufted capuchin), 2663 nucleotides. RefSeq names its product signal recognition particle 54 (gene SRP54). Gene Ontology annotation, molecular function: GTP binding; ATP hydrolysis activity; 7S RNA binding. Gene Ontology annotation, cellular component: cytosol; signal recognition particle, endoplasmic reticulum targeting. NCBI's taxonomy places the organism in Eukaryota, Metazoa, Chordata, Mammalia, Primates, Cebidae. Gene Ontology annotation, biological process: SRP-dependent cotranslational protein targeting to membrane; SRP-dependent cotranslational protein targeting to membrane, translocation. The record is from RefSeq and is a predicted model, not a curated record. The coding region runs from base 745 to 2259 and encodes 504 amino acids. The transcript has 17 exons.
CGCCCUCCCACGGAGGUCUCACGUGCGCCCGGGGAUCCCUUCCUUCAAUCACACCUCCAUCUUUCAUCUUGCCGCUCUUAGCUGGGAGUGUUCCGCCUACUAACUUUUCUUAAAGAGCCUCGUCGAAGCCUGACUUCUUCCCCGAAAUCACGUCCCUAGACAGCAUCCUAUUUUACCACUAACUUUUCUACCUCAGUUAUUCAGCGGUAGGAAACUGAAACCAAAACCAGCGGAAGCAAACAUCUAAAUUGUUUCGGUAGACGCGCAGGAGAAACGCAGCAGUGUGUCCCGGAAGCGGAAGUAGAUCCUCCUCUAGAGAGGCUGGACUAUGCGGAAUGGUGACGUUUCCCCAUUGGGCGGAAGGUUCGGUGGCACUCGUCGGUCUUCCAGCUGGUGGGAGUUGGCGACGCGGCGCUGGGCGUUGGGACCCUAGUUUAUCUAGUUCGGGAAAUUGGGUUGUGGGGUGGUACCUGUCUGUCUGCUCCCGGCUUUCUUUGGUUUCUUCCCACGGUGUGGGGCCUCGCUAAGGAAUUCCUGGCCCCUUAGGGCCACGGCGUUAGCGGUGUCUUUUGCGGUGAGGAAAGUAAGGCUCAGAGAGAUUAAGUAACUUGCUCAAAGUAACACAGCCAGUAUUUAACAGAGCUAGGAUUUGAAUCCAAGUCUCUCAGACUCCAAAAUCUAUCCUCUUUCCAGUACUUCACACUGCAGCAGAGUUCUUUGUAGGUACAUCUUAAAGCUGUCAAGAUGGUUCUAGCAGACCUUGGAAGAAAAAUAACAUCAGCAUUACGCUCAUUGAGCAAUGCCACCAUUAUUAAUGAAGAGGUAUUGAAUGCUAUGCUAAAAGAAGUCUGUACCGCUUUGUUGGAAGCAGAUGUUAAUAUUAAACUAGUGAAGCAACUAAGAGAAAAUGUUAAGUCUGCUAUUGAUCUUGAAGAGAUGGCAUCUGGUCUUAACAAAAGAAAAAUGAUUCAGCAUGCUGUAUUUAAAGAACUUGUGAAGCUUGUAGACCCUGGAGUUAAAGCAUGGACACCCACUAAAGGAAAACAAAAUGUGAUCAUGUUUGUUGGAUUGCAAGGGAGUGGUAAAACAACAACAUGUUCAAAGUUAGCAUAUUAUUACCAGAGGAAAGGUUGGAAGACCUGUUUAAUAUGUGCAGACACAUUCAGAGCAGGGGCUUUUGACCAACUAAAACAGAAUGCUACCAAAGCAAGAAUUCCUUUUUAUGGAAGCUAUACAGAAAUGGAUCCUGUUAUUAUUGCUUCUGAAGGAGUAGAGAAAUUUAAAAAUGAAAAUUUUGAAAUUAUUAUUGUUGAUACAAGUGGCCGCCACAAACAAGAAGACUCUUUGUUUGAAGAAAUGCUUCAAGUUGCUAAUGCUAUACAACCUGACAACAUUGUUUAUGUGAUGGAUGCCUCCAUUGGGCAGGCUUGUGAAGCCCAAGCUAAGGCUUUUAAAGAUAAAGUAGAUGUAGCCUCAGUAAUAGUGACAAAACUUGAUGGCCAUGCAAAAGGAGGUGGUGCGCUCAGUGCAGUUGCUGCCACAAAAAGUCCUAUUAUUUUCAUUGGUACAGGGGAACAUAUAGAUGACUUUGAACCUUUCAAAACGCAGCCUUUUAUUAGCAAACUUCUUGGUAUGGGUGACAUUGAAGGACUGAUAGAUAAAGUCAACGAGUUGAAGUUGGAUGACAAUGAAGCACUUAUAGAGAAGUUGAAACAUGGUCAGUUUACAUUGCGAGACAUGUAUGAGCAAUUUCAAAAUAUCAUGAAAAUGGGCCCCUUCAGUCAGAUCUUGGGGAUGAUCCCUGGUUUUGGAACAGAUUUUAUGAGCAAAGGAAAUGAACAGGAGUCAAUGGCAAGGCUAAAGAAAUUAAUGACAAUAAUGGAUAGUAUGAAUGAUCAAGAACUAGACAGUACGGAUGGUGCCAAAGUUUUUAGUAAACAACCAGGAAGAAUCCAAAGAGUAGCAAGAGGAUCAGGUGUAUCAACAAGAGAUGUUCAAGAACUAUUGACUCAAUAUACCAAGUUUGCACAGAUGGUAAAAAAGAUGGGAGGUAUCAAAGGACUUUUCAAAGGUGGCGACAUGUCUAAGAAUGUGAGCCAGUCACAGAUGGCAAAGUUGAACCAACAAAUGGCCAAAAUGAUGGAUCCUAGAGUUCUUCAUCACAUGGGUGGUAUGGCAGGACUUCAAUCAAUGAUGAGGCAGUUUCAACAGGGUGCUGCUGGCAACAUGAAAGGCAUGAUGGGAUUCAAUAAUAUGUAAAGAAAAUGCCUUAAUAUAAACUGACUCAGUUGAAUACCUAAUUUGCUGAAACCUCAAAGAGUUUCCCUUCUUUUUGAAAAUUGGGGGGAAAAUGUAUUUUUCUUGCCUAUCAUGCCCUCUUUUCUUGUCACCCUAUUUCCCCCUCCUUUUCUUUUUCCUUUCUUCUUUCUUCCCUUUAAUAUAAGGGAGAAAUAUAUGGUUUUUGUGGAAAUCAUUAUAUUUUUGCUUUAGAUUUUUCUUCUGUUUUCACCAUCAUAACAAAACAAAUCACGAUGUAAAAUUUUAGUACUUAAAGGUUUUUAAUUGGCUCGAAGGCCAAGCAUUAAAUUUGUAAAUGGUCCUGGUCAGUAGUUAAAUAAUGUUUCAAUUAAAGUGCUGUAAAAUAAACUUCAAAGUGCUUAUAA